Rhagoletis zephyria (snowberry fruit fly) is the source of this 465-nucleotide messenger RNA. RefSeq lists its product as uncharacterized. The record is from RefSeq and is a predicted model, not a curated record. Lineage: Eukaryota; Metazoa; Arthropoda; Insecta; Diptera; Tephritidae.
AUGAGAGCUCAUGAUGGCAAAUUCAGCGUUGAGUUACCUUUCAAGUCUCAACGUCCAAACUUUGGCAAUUCAGUUGAUCUUGCAUUAAAGCGUUUGAGCUCAACUGAACGCAGACUUGCAAGUAAUCCAGAGUUACAAUCACAAUAUUCAAAUUUCAUGGCAGAAUAUAUUGCGCUCAACCAUAUGGAAAUAAUUCCAAAUUCAGAAAUUGCGAAAUCGUCGAACGAGUGUUACUACUUGCCUCACCAUGCGGUGAUUAAAGCUGGUAGUACAACAACGCGUGUUCGAGUAGUAUUUGAUGGGUCUGCGCAUACCGGCAAAUAUUCGUCGCUAAAUGAAGCAUUACUUACCGGACCAUCAUUGUUGCGUGAAAUAUUUGCGAUAAUAAUACGAUUUCGUCAGCAUCGCUUUAUUAUGUCUGGAGACGUGGAAAAGAUGUAUCGUAUGAUUUGGGUACAUGACUAG